Messenger RNA from Nannizzia gypsea CBS 118893, 1755 nucleotides. RefSeq lists its product as hypothetical. The transcript has 4 exons. The coding region runs from base 1 to 1755 and encodes 584 amino acids. The record is from RefSeq and is a predicted model, not a curated record. Lineage: Eukaryota; Fungi; Ascomycota; Eurotiomycetes; Onygenales; Arthrodermataceae.
AUGUCGAACAACCCGCCGCCGCCGUCCUUUGACCGAGACUCGUCGCACGACGUUUCCAACUUUCAGACCAUCGCCGCGAGAAUCCGACAGCUGAGGGACAUCAUCUCCGAGAUGGACGAAGACCGGAGUUUCUUCCUGCAUGCCCUGGACCGCUCGCUGCAGGAGUACAACACCGCAGACUCGACCGUCAAUCCCCAGGCCAUAAGCAACAGCAACAGCAUCAGUACCAGUAACAGCACCAGUAACAGUAACAGUUCGUUGGAGCCGCUGCCUACGCUGAGCCAGACCCUGCAGAGACACGUUAUUUCGCAGAGGGAAGCCCGGAGACAAGCCAGAAUGGCACCUCAGCAGCAGCAGCAGCAGCUACUACAGCAACAGCACCUACUACAGCAACAGCAGCUACAGCUACAGCAGCAGCUACAGCCACCACCUCCACCGCCGCCACCGCCCCGUCCUCCACAGCAGCGACAGGAGUCUCUAGCCUCUUUGGCCUCCCUGCAGCGUGCAGAGCGUCAGUUCCGACAGGCAAUCGCCAGCAUAGGAGCCGCAGAGACGACGUCACGGCAGCCUGAACGGCCACCUGCCCGAUCCCCACCCACAGACUCCAUGUCAGACCACCGCCAGUCGAAGCGGCGGAAGAUCGAUGCCGACGACAGCAGAGACACCACCAAGGGGUUCAGCUAUAGCCACUAUGGUCAGGUCACCCCGGUGCCGCUGGAGAUGGAAGUCCACAGCUGCAAGGGAGGCAGCUCCGAGCCUGAUAGACGGGGCAACAACUCGCCUGACCAUAUCCUGGUCAACGACGGUGUCGUCUACAGGGCACAAGGCGGUUUCUGCAACAUCGUCCUCCGGCACCGUGGCGAAAUACCUUUCUCCUUGAAGAAGCUGAUCAUCAAGACUCCCAAGAGCGGAUGCCACGACGAGAUGAACGUCCGAGAAGGAACAGUCAGUAUCUCGAUGGACUCCGAUCCACGCUUCCUUCGCUCGGUAGCCAGCUGUUCCGCCGACUCCAUGCCCGGGUUCCCGUCCCGCCGCCCUCGUCGUCGAAACGAACAGCUAUCCCCCUUCGCAGCAGCAACAGCAGCCGUGGCACCAAUGGGGAACAGCAGACGACCGGAAACUUCAGCCUCAAUCCUUCGCUCCCGCAUGCUCCGAUCCCGCGCCGGCCAGCAGCAGCAACAACUGCACCAACAGCAACUACUACUGCCCGACUCUCAAUUCGGCAUUGUCGACGACCCAGAAGACAAGUCCGAAGAUGAAUCCACCCAGCACGACGCAGCCCGCGACCAACUCACCAUCUCGGACCCCGAACCGUCCAAUUCGCGCGACAGUUCCCCGAACCACGACGGCAGUGACAGUGAGAGCAGCGACGGCAUAUCUGGGGUAGCCGAGGCACUGGCACAAAACCUAGAUACCCGACAACGCCAGCUGCUCGAGGCACUCGGUGUUCGGGUCCCGUACAUGCAGGCCAGACCAUCGCAUCGGCACCGAGCACUCUCGCCAACGACCGUAUUUGCUCGGCCGGCUGCUGAGGCGCUGCACAGCCAGGAGUCCGAGACCAUGCAGCCUGUUGCUAGGUUCUCGAUCGAACAUGAGAGAGCCGCUGUACAGAUCAGAUUCAAUCCUCCAGUAUCUGCACGGUAUAUUCUCAUCAAGAUGUGGGCUCCGUUCAACCCGGGACGCAUGGACAUCGAGAGUAUCAUUGCGCAUGGCUUCGCUGGACCUCGCUUCUUCCCUGCCCAGGAACCGAGAUAG